AUGUUUCCGACCGACCAGGUACGUGUGGUAUUUAAAAGUUCCGUGGAUAUUUCGGAUGAUUAGCAAUUACGUUCACAAUGGAUGUCAAAUACAGCUUUGUUAAAUGAAAUUUUCUUUAUUAUUGAUUGUAUGCCG
Didymodactylos carnosus is the source of this 135-nucleotide messenger RNA. The record is from the annotation of a GenBank genome assembly. Lineage: Eukaryota; Metazoa; Rotifera; Eurotatoria; Philodinida; Philodinidae.